AUGGGAAGCAAGAGACCAAGAAGAUCGUACUCAUUGCCAUCCGACUCCUCACCUCCGGAGACCCAGUUCGUCUCCCAGUCAGACGAUGCCGACAACUUGUGGGAGGUAUCAGAAAUAUUGGAUGAAAGAGGACCAUCCAAGACAGGAGACUAUCUGAUUCAGUGGAAAGGGAAAGAUCCUGAUACUGGGAAGCCCUGGACACCAUCGUGGACGAAGAAAAAGAACUGUACAAACGAUCUGGUACUUGAGUGGAAAGCGAAGAGAGCCAACAUGGAGGUAGAGGAGAGUAAGGUGAAAGAAGAAAAAUCAGGAAGCAAGAAGAGGCAGAUGAAAGAAGAGAAAUCGGGAAGCAAAAAGAGGAAGAUGGACCACAAGAAAAAAGGCGAACCGUCGGUGACAUUCGAGGUGAACUCUCGCAGUAGCAGAAGCCGAACUAGGUCUACUCCUGCACGAAGUCCUCUCAAGUCAACCAAUGCUCAGAUCACUAGGAUCAAUUCCAAUACCUCUGCUCUCACUGCCCUGUCUUCUGAAUUGACCUCUCUACCUACGACACCCAGUCGAUCUACCGAAAAUAUCAACCGUCCAAUUGCGGCUCAUAUUCCUCCCGAAGAACCUGAAGAUGAUUCCGCGGUAGUUUCUCAACGCAAAACUCGGUCUGCGAAUGACAAGAGGACUGUCGAAUCUCAUACGUCAUCGGACGAGAGUACUGCCGGUCCUGGUCCUUCUACGGCUGCUAAUCGGUCUCGACGAACGCUUCGAGGAUCAUCAUCCAGAAGGAGUACCGGCAAACAGAUAGUCACUGCACCUCAGAAGGAUCGUCACAUGGUUGUUCAGCCAAGUCAGGCAUCUGUCUCGUACGGUGGUUCGGGCUCCAUCAAUCAGUCUCAACUAGAUCCCAUCCAACAAUUUUCUUCUCCUAGAUCAUCAACCAGAACAUAUGGCAAGCGAGAUCGAUCUGCCGCUUCAGUUCACGCGGACGAUUCGGGAACCGAAUCCGAUGGAGUUCGAGUGGUUCUAAAAUCGCAUAAGACCAUACGGAGGGACGGUGAAGAAGGGGUCAGAUUGGAUGGAGACAGUUCGAAUGACGAUACGGCGUCGGCCAAGGACGGGUCAUCUGAGCCAAGUAUACACGAUGAGGACUUGGACGAUCUGGAUUCAAAUGCUGGAGAAGGUGUAGGAGGCGAUAGGCCUGAGAAAGCGGAUGUGAAUCAGUCUCAAUCAUUCAACGACAAUCAAUCCACUCCAGUCGACCAACCCCCAAAUGCAGCCCCUGCCGCAGAGCCAUUCAUACAUCCCGAUACACUUGCGUUAGAAAAGGCUCAAGAACUUAUAGCAAAAUUACAAGCUGAUUUGGAGCAAGCCUCCAGACCUCGAUCUCAUCCCGAUACUUUGGCCCUCGCAGAAGCCAAAUCGAGAAUAGUUGAGUUGGAACUCCAACUCCAAUCACAUCUUUCACAGCCAUCACACCCACGACAUCCCACUCCACCCAACUCUGACCCUCGCGUGGCCGAAUUAGAAGCUGAGGUCGAACGAUUGAACCAAAACAAAAGAGCGCUUAUGGAAGAUACACAGUUCUUAAGAAAACAAUACGCGGAAGCUUCGAAUCGAGCCGUCACAGAAUGCCAAUUAAGUGAGAAAUAUCAAGCCCAAAUCAAAACUCUCAAAUCACAACUGUCAGUUGGCUUAAAACAACAGAGACUACACUCGGAGGCCACGCAGAACAUGCGAGAGAGAGAAAUAGAUAAAUUGCGUUCUCAGCUGGAGAUGCUGUUGAGUCAAUCUCGAAGAACCGAUGAUGAUGUUAGGAAAAGAGCUGCUGCUUAUACCGCCACCAAGAGAGAGUACGAGGAAUUAUCGAGACAAUUCGUCGCGAGGGGUAGAGAGAUUGAUAGCCUGACGAAGAAGGUGAAUACAAUGUCUGAAAGGAAUGAAGAGCUUGUGGAUCAAUUGAAGGUGAUAAGAGCGAUGAAAAUGGGUGUGAUACCUGACGAAGACGAGGAUGAAGAUGAUCAGGAAACGGACUCUUCCGACGAAUAUGAUGAUCCGAGACCAAAAGCUGGAACUGGAAGUAGAUCAAGGAGAAUCGAUUCGUCGCCGCACCAACGCGAUGUCUUUCAAGCUUCGACUCCGGCGAGAGAAAGUACUACGGCUCCAACAUCCGGCUACGCUUGUGCGUGGAGGGACGGCGAUAGAGUCUGCCGAGUAGUCUGUGAGACUGUUGAGGUAAAUUUAUAA
Messenger RNA from Kwoniella mangroviensis CBS 8507, 2235 nucleotides. RefSeq lists its product as uncharacterized. The record is from RefSeq and is a predicted model, not a curated record. The transcript is spliced from 3 exons. Bases 1 to 2235 code for a protein of 744 amino acids. Lineage: Eukaryota; Fungi; Basidiomycota; Tremellomycetes; Tremellales; Cryptococcaceae.